AUGGGAGAAUUUGUUUUUUCUUUCAACGGAACGCAAUUUCGUUGGAUUGGGACACAGCUCAAGGAUGAACGAUGGUCAAUCAAUAGUUUAUUCAUUGGUGAAUGUCCUGAAUACUGCCACGAUCGAGGUUUAUGUACUGUAUCUGGCUGUCAGUGUGCUAUUGAUUAUUCAGGAACGCAUUGCGAAAAAUAUGUGGGCAAGGAACUUUUACCUAUCUGGUUUAAUGAAACAUUCGAUGAUGGUAGUGGCGAGGGCGCAAAUGCACCUAACUUGAAUAACUGGAUGAAAUUGAGUGGUGAUGGACAUAUUCGUCAUGUUUGCGAUGAAAAUUUCAAUAAUAAUACGAAUAAUUAUUUAAGUGGUCAAGCACUUCAUUUUAAUGCUGGUUGUGGCUGUGGUCAAGUUGAAGCUAUCACACGUGAGCUGAAUAUUAGUCAAGCAACAACAAUAUCGUUUGCAUUUCACGUUACACUUGAAGACAAUUGUCUCUUCACGACAAAUAAUGUAACAGUAGCACUUGAAUGGACUUUUGACGAAGGCAUAACAUGGAAACGGCUAAUUACCUUAUAUAAUCAAGAACAUGCACAAUUUGUGAAUAUGACAUUACCAACGGAGAUGAAAGAUAUCGCUGAGAACCAAACAAGCAGCAGUGUGCGAUUUCGCUGGACACAAAUUGAACAUGUGACAAAUGAUCUCUAUUGGUCUAUUGACAAUAUUCGUUUAGAAUAA
This is a messenger RNA of Adineta ricciae, 729 nucleotides long. NCBI's taxonomy places the organism in Eukaryota, Metazoa, Rotifera, Eurotatoria, Adinetida, Adinetidae. The record is from the annotation of a GenBank genome assembly.